ACUCAGCGCUGUGCUUUCUGUUGAUGUACGAUUGGUUCUGUCGAGUCUUUUACGUCCUCUCAUCAAGUUCCAUUACAAUGCGAUUUAGUAAAUGACUUCUUGUGAUCACGAAUUCGCCACGAAACGUUGUAACACAGACGUAAGAGAUUCACCCGUAACGGAACACACGCACACACGUAUGAAACACUGGUUGCAAAAAUCAUACGUCUUGAUGAGGAAUUGAUUGUUUCCCAGCUUUCGCUACGGAGUCGGCUGGUUGUUUACCGAUACCUUCCGAAACGAUCGCAGGAUGUAACUUUGCAUAGGAUAACAAGACGAAAGCUCCUGAGUUGUCCGGUAGGAGUGACGCUAUCACUCGCCUCUGAGAGUAAACUGGCACCGCUGGAAUCGGCCCCACAAGUAAUUGGGAUGCUGAUAGUACGGGAAGGAUGUGGCACACGGGGAGUUGGCUUACUUGGGUAUUACUCUAUUGGUGCUACCCGGCAGUGAUAACCGGAGAAGGAAAGGGUGACAACGACGGUUUCUAUGAUACAGCCACGCCCACGGAAAAACAGCUGAUUAAACAUCUACUGAUGCGAUAUGAGCGACACGGUCUCAGUGGUCGUCCCGUCGUGCACUACGCCGACAACAUCACCGUGUACUUCAGACUGUCCCUCAUCCAGGUGCUCGACGUCGACGAGAAAAACCAGGUCCUUAAGACCAACAUUUGGUACCACUACGUAUGGACAGACAGUCUACUUCGAUGGACUCCUGCAAAAUAUGGCAACAUCACCAAUGUACGGAUCCCUUCAAAACAGAUCUGGAUACCCGAUAUAAUGCUUUAUAACUUUGCUGACGACCGCCUGGAUGAGCACCGCGACGCCCUGGUGGUCGUGGACUACACGGGAGAUCUCCUGUGGAUGCCGCAAGCCAUCAUCAACAGCUCGUGCGCCCUCGACACGCUCUACUUUCCCUUCGACGAGCAGGUCUGCUCCCUCAAGUUCGGCUCCUGGACCUACCAUGGCGGCAAGCUCAACAUCGACUUCAUCGACGGCAUGAACAAGAUGGACGUUAGCGAGUACAUCAAGAGCAACGAGUGGGACGUCAUCGAGAACACCGGCGUGCGCAACGUCAAGUACUACACGUGCUGCCCGGAGCCCUACCCGGAUCUGACGUUUAGUCUGAGGCUGCGCAGAAAGGUGGCGUUUUAUGCGUUCAUCCUGAUACUGCCGUGUGGGUUGCUAUCUCUUCUGACCAUGGUCAUAUUCUGGGUCCCGCCAGAGUCUCCGGCAAAACUACAAAUUGGAAUGAACAUAUUUCUAGCAUUCUUCGUGUUAUUGCUCCUGUUAACGGACUACACCCCUAGAGCUUCAGCCUCCAUUCCCUUAAUAGGUUCUUACUUCUGCCUUAGUAUGAUUCUGAUCACCAUGUCUACAGUUCUGGCGUGUAUCGUGGCCAACAUGUACUUCAGAGGAGUUCGGAUCAACAGAGCUCCCAGGUGGCUCAGAUCGUGCAUCAUUGACGGAAUUGCCCGCUUUCUGGGCAUGAGAGAAAACGUCAUCGAGACUACCACCAACUGUGCGACACCCAAGAAGACGUGGUCCUCGUACGUGACCAGCGAGUUCGACAAGUCUGACUCUGAGAUGGUUUACGCCCGGGUCCAUCUUCUUGACAUGGGCGUCGACUCUAAGUCCGAGUUUGGAACCGACGACUCCUCGUGCGGGCCCUCGCCAGCGAAAUUCCCCACCGCUCCAGAUCCUCUUCUAGAGGACAUCUCCUCCAUUAGGGAGUACAUGGACCGCAUCAGGGACGAUGAGAUCCUUCAGGAGGAGAGGAAGAGGAACGUCCGGGAAUGGAGGAUCAUAGCAUCAGUGGUCGACAGGAUCUUCUUCGUAGGUUACGUCUUCAUUAACGUUCUAGGAGUGACUCUUAUAUUCACUAAAGGGCAGACUUUGUGAUGUACGCUUG
Molecule: messenger RNA, 1947 nt
Organism: Gigantopelta aegis
Lineage: Eukaryota; Metazoa; Mollusca; Gastropoda; Neomphalida; Peltospiridae
Product: neuronal acetylcholine receptor subunit alpha-2-like
Exons: 7
Coding region: 429-1937 (502 amino acids)
Biological process (GO): regulation of membrane potential; monoatomic ion transmembrane transport; chemical synaptic transmission
Cellular component (GO): synapse; neuron projection; postsynaptic membrane
Molecular function (GO): acetylcholine-gated monoatomic cation-selective channel activity; transmembrane signaling receptor activity
Source: RefSeq, a predicted model, not a curated record